AUGUCAGAACAAGAAUGUACAGCAUUUAAAGGACACGAUGAAGUCCAAAUUCAAUUGAUGCAAGAGGAAUGCAUCGUUGUUGAUAAUGACGAUAAACCAUUGAGACCUGGUAGCAAGAAGGAAUGUCAUUUGAUGGAGAACAUUAGCAAGGGUCUCUUGCAUCGUGCCUUUUCAAUCUUUUUAUUCAAUAGCGAAAACAAACUACUUCUUCAACAACGUGCCAUGGAGAAGAUCACCUUCCCAGGCUACUGGACCAACACUGUAUGCUCACAUCCAUUAUGGUUGCCAAACGAACUUAUCGAAGAGAAUGCUCUUGGUGUUCGUGUAGCUGCACAAAGAAAAUUAAAUCACGAAUUGGGUGUUGCCUUUGAAGAGGCCAAGGUCGAUCAAUUCAAAUUCAUGACAAAGAUUCAUUACCUUUCUCCAUCUGUUGAAGAUCCACAAUGGGGUGAACAUGAAAUUGAUCAUAUUUUAAUCAUUAAAACCAAUGUAAAUGUACAUGCAGUACCAAAUGAAGUUAUGGAUCAUAAAUAUGUAUCAAAAGAGGAAUUAAAGGAAAUGAUCAAACAAAGUGACGAGAAUCAAAUCAAAUUGACUCCAUGGUUUAAAUUAAUUGCUUUGAAUCAUUUGGACAAGUGGUGGGAUAACUUGGAAAACUUGGAUCCACUCGUUGAACCAUCAACCAUUAUUCAUCGUUAUUAA
This is a messenger RNA of Cavenderia fasciculata, 702 nucleotides long. It is a transcript of the gene ipi, whose product is annotated as isopentenyl-diphosphate D-isomerase. Gene Ontology annotation, cellular component: cytoplasm. Lineage: Eukaryota; Evosea; Eumycetozoa; Acytosteliales; Cavenderiaceae. Gene Ontology annotation, biological process: isopentenyl diphosphate biosynthetic process; isoprenoid biosynthetic process. Bases 1 to 702 code for a protein of 233 amino acids. The transcript is spliced from 2 exons. Gene Ontology annotation, molecular function: isopentenyl-diphosphate delta-isomerase activity. The record is from RefSeq and is a predicted model, not a curated record.